Messenger RNA from Talaromyces stipitatus ATCC 10500, 1983 nucleotides. RefSeq lists its product as uncharacterized. The coding region runs from base 1 to 1983 and encodes 660 amino acids. NCBI's taxonomy places the organism in Eukaryota, Fungi, Ascomycota, Eurotiomycetes, Eurotiales, Trichocomaceae. The transcript is spliced from 2 exons. The record is from RefSeq and is a predicted model, not a curated record. Gene Ontology annotation, cellular component: site of double-strand break.
AUGACCGAAAUGCGAGUAGGACAACCAUACUGGCUGCACAGGCAGAUGUCGAGGCAUAUCCAACAGUCGGACAGCGACGAAAAUAAUAGCAGUGACUCAACGAGCACUGACUCCAAACGCCCUCCAAUACCGCGCCUAUCCCCCAAGUCCCGCUCUUUGUCGGAUGCUGCCACUCACAGUGCCCUGCAGCCUUCAGCAUUACGGGAAUUUCCACUCUCAUCAAAGGAUGACAUAGGCCUUACGAAUAAUAACAAUAACACCACAAACAACACCAACAAUAGUCCUUCAACACCGCAAAAACAACCGCAGCCACGUCUAUCAACCCUCCAUGGCCUUUCUCUUCAACUCCCACGACACGCUACUCCCUCCCUGUCUACAGCAGGUGCAUCACCUAUCAUCAAUCGCGCCCCUCUUUCCCCAAAACUGGACGCUUCGCAUAUUUAUGGCUCACCAGCGUCCGCGAUUCCUCGCCGGUCCCGCGGUCUAGACUUCUCUCGCUCCUGUACAAAUCUACACCACUCAACUCUUGCUGAAUCCUCACCUGACUCCUCACCCAACGUGGGUGGCCGUGGAGUCAAUAUCCCUCAACGACGUGGCGGUAAUUCAUCAGCGUUCGGUUCACCUGGAACAAGCUUUGUCCAGCCUUCUGGCAUGGGAUCCGCAAACCAAACGACAAUGUCCAGCUCAUUAUCAAGCGUGAAUAUGUUAGAAUCAGACACUAGCAGCAGCGAGGAAGACGAUGACGAGCCAAUGAACGGUGAUCGCGACGAGAUGAUGAUCACUUCCACUCCACAAGCGAGUAAAAUGCAUAACGGCGUAUUAUCCAACCCCUUUGGAGGCGCAGUCCCCAGUCCCGGAAACGACUGGAUGGGUACUUAUUCCCCAGCUGCCGCCAGUCUAGCCAGUUUCCAACGAGCACGAUUCCGCAAGUCACGCAACAGUCGUCAUAGCUCCAGCAGUGCAAGUGGGAAUAGUAAUAAGCCUAGUCCGGGACCACUAUCUCCGCCGGUACUCAAGAGCAUAGAGGCGUCUAAUGGAGGGUAUUUCGCUCGUGAAAUGACCAAAAGUGCUCUACAGUCACGUCGGGAGAGUCUGAGUCUUGGUACUGGAGAUCUCCACCUGUCUGAUUUGAGUGAUGAUGAAACUCGUGCACCGCGAGCAGAAAGUCCUGGGGCCAACGCGGAAUCCGGUCCGCGGGGAGUAGUUCGUCGUGCCGUUACUCGACGAGGGAAUUUACUACCUAAACCAAAAACAUUUGCCCGCAUUCGAGCGGCUCUAAUGGAGGAAAGUGCGCCUCUCGACACUGAAGCAAAGAAAGAAGCUGAAGUCAUCCGCCAAGUUCGUGAGAGCGAUCCGACAAGCGAGACAAAAACUCCUAGCUUCCCUCUUGAGAAGCUAGAAGAACUUACCUCCACUACUUCAGUAUCCGAAAACCCAAUUAGAAGUAUUCCCGACACAGCCUUUUCAAAUCAAGCUUCGCUGAAUUCAGGCGGUACAAAGUUCUGGGAGACCUUUGAUGGCCGUUACCGCACACCACCACCCGCAGGUCGUUUAUCGACACAAUCAUCCGUCAUGAGCGAAGACACGAACAUGGAUACACCCGUAUCAAAUAUCGGACGAGAGGGUCGAUGGCGAUCCCCCACCCCACAAACAGUCACAUCAGUCCUCGCAACGGAGAUUCGUCGCAAACGUCGCCGUGACGACGGCUUUGACGCUGAAUCAUUCAAGCGUCGCGCCGUAUCACCCGGAAUGAGUGUCCAGAGCAGUCCUGUCCUGCAACAUGCGCCGUCGUCGACAAAUAACCGAGACGGUAGUAGUCUUAAUAAUGCAUCAUGGAUUAUUCCUUCCAAGACGGCAGCAGCGUUGUUGACGGAACAUACGCAUAGUUCAUCGAGUACUUCGACCCCGACAGGGAUGAAAAGGGUUGGUUUGCAGGGAAUGAAUGAGACGAAUGAUGGAUUCAUGAAUAUGAGUAUUGAGUAG